AUGUCUCCUGCUACCGAUAUCGUUGUGCUCUCUUCCUCGCCGGAGCGCAAUGCAAUUUGCCCUCCACCACAGCCAGUGAGAGAUGCGGGAAAUGGUUCACUUAAUGAUGGUCUUCCAUCUCCGUUAGUUUCGCCCUCCGAACCGGCUCGACCUCCGACGCGCUCUAGGUACUUCGCGCCCCCGAAGUUCAAUCAGCCGGCAACAAAAGAUAGGACAACGGAGGAUGCACGUACGGCGAAGCAGACAGUAACAGAGUCGGAUGUGGGGAAUAAACCAAAACGAACAAGAGCGAGAAAGCCUCAAAAUGGACCACAGGCGGACGCAUGCGACUUGGAACAGGCUGUUUUGGAAAACAAUGAGAAUGCGCCGACGAAACCUAAGAGAACAAGGAAAAAGCUGGCGGAUAGCGGAAGCGGAGGCGAAAAAUUGAAAAACAAAACGAUCACCGGGAAGGUCACCAAGUCGGGAACUGUAAAGCCAAAGAAAGCCACUGUAAAGUCGGUCGAUUGCGACCUAGCCUCAAAGCCUGCGCGCGAAGAAAGUGCUGGAAAGGGAGACAAAGAUAGUUGCGAAGAGGGUUUACAACUAGAGCCAGCUGUCAAGAGGAGGCUGGAUUGGACACCAACGAAGGAACCUGCCAAAUCGAUCAUUGAGCUGGAGGAUAAGGAUGGCGUCGAAGGCACACAGAAUAGCCUCAGCACCUUACUUUUUGACUAUGGGUACGACGGAGCUGCUACUGUCCCUGACAGAGCCCAGGUGCUUGCGAAUAAUGGACCGACAAAGCGCCGGCGAAUAGAGCUUGUGGAUUCCAGGGUACUUCCUGCAAAGCCAAAGCCGCUAGGUGACGAUGACUCCCACAAUAGCGAGGGAGACCCAAACGCAUCCGCGACUUCCAAGUCUUCCAAACCCAGCAAGAAGUCCAAGACACGGGUUAAACGAUUGACAACUCUGACCGCUCGCGUGACAGCAUCAUAUCACGAGACAUCUACGGAUUGCUCAGAUUCUACGGGCCAAGCUGUCUCUGUAGCUGCCGAGAGCUCAGCAGCGGAUAAACCGGAGAGUCGCAAAACGAAGAAAAAAGCUGACGAGAAUUCUGGAUUCAAAAUGCCAAGGAGAAUUGUACUUUCUCCCCAGGACGCUUUGGAUUCCUUAGAUCAACAGGACCUUGUUUUUGGCACUUGUAGCCAGUUAGAGCGGGAAGGUUCUCCGACUCUAUUAAGAGACACACAGGCCGCACUUCAAGAGUCGGAGAGGGAGUCGUCGUGUGCCCUUCCGUCCCGUUCGAACCAGUGCCCAGGGCCUGCGCGCUCAUCCUCUGCCAUAUCUCGGUUUGCGGCCCCCAGAAACCUUUGGUCCGCUGCGGCUAGAGAUACCGAAGAGUCACUGGUAGACGUUGAGGUUGUCGAUCUUGUUGACUCACCUGAAGCUUCCAAGGUUGCUGCUCCACCUGCUCAUGAUAAAAUAGAGAAAGUUGAUCAAACCAGAGAUGCUGGUGAAUCUAGUCACUCAAGCGAUGUAUCACGGACGGAUGAUUUGGCGUUAGAUAAUGCACCUGUCAACAAGGAGCCACCUGCAUCUACCGCUCAAAUCGUUGAAAAACAACUGACGCGCAACAAGCCGAAGCAGAUGCCCAAUUACAAUGGAAAGACCGACGUUCAAUUGGCACAGGCGAUCCAGAAAUAUGGAUUUAAAGCGAUUAAGAAUCGCAAGAAGAUGAUCGAGGUUCUUGAGAAAUGCUGGGUUGCUCAGUAUGGACCAGUCACCCAAGAAGGCCAUCAUGAAUUGCAAGCAAAAGAAACAACCACCACAAAAUCUACUGCCACCGCUGAAUUUCAACCAUCGAAGAUCCAGAAAAGGCCGGCGAAGCCUAAAGAAUCUUCUCAAAAGAAGCCAAAACCACAACCCCAAUCUCAGCCAAGCACUUCUCAGCAAAGGGAGGAAACUAAUGAAACCACAAUUACGACCAACGAGAGCAAAAAGACGCCCACUAAACCAAAGUCUCAGCAAAGUAGCCUACCGACUCACCCAGUUCAGACGGAAUGUGACAGCCAACCACCACCAAAGCGCUCUUUCGCCGACGUUGAAGAAAUUCAAGAUUCGGAAGACGAGCUCCUACCAUCGCCAAGCAGGAUAUUCGACGAACUAUUCUCCAACAUACGGCCAAAAGAGGCAAGCAAGAAGCAAGAACUGCCUACGUCUACCAUACCCUCCAGUCCAAGCAGCCCGUCUCGGAAAGCCAAAGACACACAAACAAUUAGUCUUGCUUCAGCGAGUAGCAACCGCAAACUUCCUGACCUGGGCGAACAAAUAACAAGGGCCGUUCGUGCCCAGCCACGGCAGAGCCAGAGUCCUGUCGGGGCAAGAAAGCGGCCUAGUUGGCAUGAGAAAAUUCUAAUGUAUGAUCCUAUCUACCUCGAAGAUUUCACAAGGUGGUUGAACACUGAGGGCUUUAAUCUCGUCGACGAGGAUAGAGAGGUUGGUGCGGGUUUUGUUCGCGAGUGGUGUGAGAAGAAGGGGAUUUGCUGCUGUUAUAAGGUGAAGAAGAACGCUGGUCAUUCUUAG
This is a messenger RNA of Aspergillus puulaauensis, 2562 nucleotides long. RefSeq names its product protein slx4 (gene slx4). Lineage: Eukaryota; Fungi; Ascomycota; Eurotiomycetes; Eurotiales; Aspergillaceae. Gene Ontology annotation, biological process: DNA repair; DNA replication. The record is from RefSeq and is a predicted model, not a curated record. The transcript has 2 exons. Gene Ontology annotation, cellular component: nucleus; Slx1-Slx4 complex. Gene Ontology annotation, molecular function: 5'-flap endonuclease activity. The coding region runs from base 1 to 2562 and encodes 853 amino acids.